ACAACCAAACCAGUCAAAAUGAAUUCAACAUUAUUUUCCCAGGUUGAAAAUCAUUCAGUCCACCACAAUUUUUCAGAGAAGAAUUCCCCAUUUUUGGCUUUUGAAAACGAUGAUUGUCAUCUUCCCUUGGCCAUGAUCUUUACCUUAGCUCUUGCUUAUGGAGCUGUGAUUAUUCUCGGGGUCUCUGGAAACCUGGCCUUGAUCAUAAUCAUCUUGAAACAAAAGGAGAUGAGAAAUGUUACCAACAUCCUGAUUGUGAACCUUUCCUUCUCAGACCUGCUUGUUGCCAUUAUGUGUCUCCCUUUCACGUUUGUCUACACAUUAAUGGACCACUGGGUCUUUGGUGAGGCUAUGUGCAAGCUGAAUCCCUUCGUGCAAUGCGUUUCAAUCACUGUGUCCAUUUUCUCUCUGGUUCUCAUUGCUGUGGAGCGACAUCAGCUGAUAAUCAACCCACGAGGAUGGAGACCAAAUAAUAGACAUGCUUACAUAGGUAUCGCUGUCAUUUGGGUCCUGGCUGUGGCUUCUUCUCUGCCCUUCUUGAUCUAUCAAGUAUUGACUGAUGAGCCAUUCCAAAAUGUAACACUCGAUGCAUUCAAGGACAAGUACGUGUGCUUUGAUAAAUUUCCAUCGGACUCACAUAGAUUGUCUUAUACCACUCUCCUCUUGGUGCUGCAGUAUUUCGGUCCACUCUGUUUUAUAUUUAUUUGCUACUUCAAGAUAUACAUACGCUUAAAAAGGAGAAACAACAUGAUGGACAAGAUGAGAGACAAUAAGUACAGGUCGAGUGAAACCAAAAGAAUCAACAUCAUGCUGCUGUCCAUUGUGGUAGCAUUUGCCAUCUGCUGGCUGCCCCUUACCAUCUUUAACACUGUGUUUGAUUGGAAUCAUCAAAUCAUUGCUACAUGCAACCACAAUCUGUUAUUCCUGCUCUGCCACCUCACAGCAAUGAUAUCCACUUGUGUCAACCCCAUAUUUUAUGGAUUCCUGAACAAAAACUUCCAGAGAGACUUGCAGUUCUUCUUUAACUUUUGUGAUUUCCGGUCUCGGGAUGAUGACUAUGAGACAAUAGCCAUGUCCACCAUGCACACAGAUGUUUCUAAGACUUCUUUGAAGCAAGCAAGCCCAGUCGCAUUUAAAAAAAUCAACAAUGAUGAUAAUGAAAAAAUCUGA
This is a messenger RNA of Cynocephalus volans (Philippine flying lemur), 1170 nucleotides long. RefSeq names its product neuropeptide Y receptor Y1 (gene NPY1R). Gene Ontology annotation, cellular component: plasma membrane; neuron projection. The transcript is spliced from 2 exons. The coding region runs from base 19 to 1170 and encodes 383 amino acids. Lineage: Eukaryota; Metazoa; Chordata; Mammalia; Dermoptera; Cynocephalidae. The record is from RefSeq and is a predicted model, not a curated record. Gene Ontology annotation, molecular function: neuropeptide Y receptor activity; neuropeptide binding. Gene Ontology annotation, biological process: G protein-coupled receptor signaling pathway.